This is a messenger RNA of Linum trigynum, 947 nucleotides long. The record is from the annotation of a GenBank genome assembly. NCBI's taxonomy places the organism in Eukaryota, Viridiplantae, Streptophyta, Magnoliopsida, Malpighiales, Linaceae.
GCCAAAACUUGUCAAGCAUUACAUAGCAUAAACAGAACAAUCCAUCUAAUACAGAAGAAGCAAGGCAAUCAUGAGUUGUUCGUUCACAGAGGAGCAAGAAGCUCUGGUGGUGAAGUCAUGGAGUGUGAUGAAGAAGAAUGCUGCUGAUCUUGCCCUCAAAUUCUUCCUCAAGAUAUUUGAGAUUGCACCAUCUGCACAGAAGUUGUUCCCAUUCCUGAGAGACUCGGAUCUUCCUGUUGAGAAGAACCCUAAGCUCAAGCCUCAUGCCAUGGCUGUCUUCCUCAUGACAUGUGAGUCAGCAGUGCAGCUGAGAAAAUCUGGCAAAGUUACAGUUAGAGAAUCCAGCUUGAAAAAAUUGGGCGCCACGCAUUUCAAAUACGGUGUCGUUGAUGAGCAUUUUGAGGUGACGAAGUUUGCCCUACUGGAGACCAUAAAAGAAGCAGUGGGAGAAAUGUGGUCAGCAGAAAUGAAAGGAGCUUGGGGAGAAGCUUAUGACCAACUGGUUGCUGCUAUCAAAACUGAAAUGAAGCCCUCUUCUUCUUCUUCUUCUUCUUAGACACCCAAUAAAACUCCGGCAACCCAAUGUUGAAUGUUCUCCAGUCAGAUUAUUAUUACCAUGUAUCAAAAUAAUUAGAUUGUAAGUUGUUGGAAGCAAUUUGGAAAAGGAAAUGGAACCAUGGUUAACAACAGGGUACCUUAAUUUUGUUAUGUAUAAUCUAAGGUGAAUUGCAUCGAAUGCAUGAUAUUGAAUAUAUCGGAUUUUAGGUCAUAAUUCCAUACCCUAACACAUAAUUAGAUAUUCUAGUAAGUUGAAUGACGAAUCAAAAUUAUUGUUUCUAGAUAAAUUAAUCCAAGUAUAUAGUAUUUAGAGAAUUAAACAUGAUUCUUUCUUAUAAAGAGUUUAUUGUAUAAUAUCACUUCAAAUUCAAUUAAUUUGAAAUUUAAAC